AUGGCUACUUCACUUCCGCUUCAAGACAGAGUGGCAAUCGUGACCGGCUCAUCCCGCGGGAUCGGCAAAGAGAUCGCACUUCAUCUAGCUUCACUCGGCGCCAGACUAGUCAUCAACUACACCUCCAACUCAGACCUCGCUGACUCAGUCGCUGCUCAGAUCAACGCAAACCAAACCACUCAAAGAGCCAUAACCGUCCGUGCUGACGUAUCAGAUCCAGACGGCGUUAAGUCUCUCUUCGACUCCGCUGAAGGAGCCUUCAACUCGCCUGUUCACAUUCUGGUCAACUCAGCCGGCGUCGCCGACGUACAGUUACCAAGCAUAGCAAACACAACAGAUGAAUCCUUCAAUCGCGUCAUGAACGUGAACGCAAAAGGAGCGUUUCUCUGUGCGAGAGAAGCGGCGAACAGGCUAAAACGCGGCGGCGGAGGGAGGAUCAUACUUCUGACGACGUCAUUAGCAGCGGUUUUCAAGCCUGGUUACGGCGCGUACACGGCAUCAAAGGCGGCGGUGGAAGCGAUGACAAAGAUUCUAGCGAAGGAGUUGAAGGGGACGGGGAUCACCGCGAAUUGCGUGGCGCCAGGACCUGUUGCGACGGAGUUGUUCUUAGAAGGGAAGACGGAGGAGACGGUGAAGAUGAUUGCGGAAGGUAAUCCUUUUGGUAGAAUUGGUGAGACUGAAGAUAUUUCCCCUGUUGUUGGAUUUUUAGCCACUGAUUCUGCUGAAUGGGUCAAUGGUCAAAUUGUUCGUGUCAAUGGUGGCUAUAUUUAG
This is a messenger RNA of Vicia faba (fava bean), 771 nucleotides long. The record is from the annotation of a GenBank genome assembly. Lineage: Eukaryota; Viridiplantae; Streptophyta; Magnoliopsida; Fabales; Fabaceae.